Leptonychotes weddellii (Weddell seal) is the source of this 3750-nucleotide messenger RNA. The record is from RefSeq and is a predicted model, not a curated record. Lineage: Eukaryota; Metazoa; Chordata; Mammalia; Carnivora; Phocidae.
GGUUUCCAGACGCUGGUCCGAGUGUGCUUUCUAAAGAGCCACCCGCUGGCGGGCACGCUCCCUGGCCGCCGCCACCCUGCAGUCCUCCCGGAGCCGCCGCCAACCACAGGACAGCCGUCGCGUUUAUUUAGCUUCCGGCUCCCGAAGGCGAGGGUUACUGGUGUGAGUUGAGGACCCGGAGGCAGGGGGACGUCACCCGGCUCUUUUGACCCCGCGGCCAUCGCUUUCCCACCACACCGCGGCCUGCAGAGGAAUUUUGAGUUGAGAGAAAGCUUACUGGGUGGAGCAAUACAGUCUGAACGUUUACAUGAGGUGGAAGCACUGUGAGGUGCAAGGUGAUAGGACUUUAUGCAAUCUAACGAAACUACUGAACAAACUUCAGAAAGAUCACAGAGAUGACAUCUAUCUCUACACCUCUGGGCACUUGAAUUCCAAUAAGCUCUACAGGCCACCUGAGACAAUCCUAUAUCACUGGCCCAAUGCCAGUAGACCAAAAGGGGAAAAAAUCUUCAAAAUAGAAAAGCCAUCUGAUAAGAAGAUUGCAAAGAUGAAAGAUGCUUUGGCUUAUUUUGCCAUCAAUACAGCUCUGAGUCCAAAAGAUGCCCAGACCACACCACUAUUCAGGUAUUUGAACCCUCUGGAGCAUAUUUCCCACACUUCAGAAAAGGACUUCUUUCCAAGGAAGGCUCUAGGAAGAGAGGCUUCUCCAGAACUGCGGAGGAGAGAAGAGCUGAGACUGCCAGAGAUGAAGGUUCUCAAGUACAGAACAGUGGAGUCCAGCCGUCAGUGUGUGAUGUCUCCCCGACCCAAGGAUGAGUACCGGUACAUCAGCUCCUACUUAGCUGGCAUAACAAAGGCAGACAAGUAUAAGAAGUUCCUGUGUUUCCAAAAAGAAGUUCUUGCAAAGCAAGAUCUCACGAAGCACGAUUUCACUGGGAUCAAGGCAGCAAUAUGCCAUGAAAAGAAGUUGGAACAGGAGCUCCAGAAAGUGUGCGUGUGUGACCCUCAGCAGUUCAACAGACUGCACGUCUUCAGAGAAGUCUUUGAAGAUAUUUGCAAUAGUUCUUUGAUAUUUGGUGAUAUCUUGAAAGAAGUUAAGGAUGAAUAUGAACUCUACAUGGCAAUACUUCUGCGGUCCCACUCCCCAUCACAGUGUAAGACUCUGCUGGCUAAUGCCAAGGGACUGGAGAAGAGAUCAGUGAAGACUGCAGAUGUCAACCAGGCCAAGGAGGAGCUGAGGGUGAUGGUGAUGGCCACCAAAGCAGCCCUGGAGCAUAAUGACAAACUCAGAAGUGAACUAGAGAUGGAAAACACAUUGCUGCAAUCUGCUAAGGAAAAGUCAGAAUUAUCUAAGAAAGAUGUAAUGAAUGAAGAUCACCUUACUCUUAUUGAGAAGGUUGAAAAGAAGAGAUGUGAAAUACUUAAUAAAUGGGAUGAAAUUCAAGCUCUUGAAAGAGAAAUUAAAACAACUUUGAUUCAUACUGGAAUUUUGCAUAUCACUGAAAAUAGGAUUAAAAGCAUAGAGACUGAAGCUAUAAAAUUGGAAACAGCAAAUAGAAUUUUAAAGAAGAAAAUGCAUGUUAUUGAAAACCAGGUGAAGCAGACCAUGGAGAAGAAUAAUAUGAGUGAGGAAGAGCAGCAAUCCACAUUCAGGUACAUUUCAGACAGUCACUACUUGCUGGAAGUAUGGAAUGGAGACAUGGCCCCAAUCCUCAAGGAGUUGAUAGCUUGUUGUACAGACUUGUGAAAAGAAUACCAACAACAAAAAAGAAAGCCUGAUAAAACUAAAGGCAUACAAGGAUGUGGGUAAGCACACUCUUACCCACUGCCAGAGCAAGUGUAAAUUGACACGAACUGUUUGGGAUGUAACUUGACAACAAGCUCACCAAAUACCUGUGCGUUCCCAGAAUCUUGCAGCCCUGCUGGCCAUGACGGCCAUGGAACUUGUUUGAGCCAGUGCGGGAUAGUUGUGAUAACACAUGACAAGAAGGGUGAACUCUGGAAAGAUCAACUUAUUUGUAAAAAGAAUUAAAAGGGAAUACAGAGAAUCAGAAAUGUGACUUCUCAGUGUGGAAAAAGCUGACUGAUUUCAGUUUACAGAUUCAAGAGAUGAGAAUAAAAUCUACAACCAGAUUAUAUGUCUGAGAGUAAAGACUACAUUACAAGUAUGGCCUUUUUACCAAAGCCCAUAGCCUCCUGUCUGAAUGGACAGUUAGGGAUGAGCCAUGAGGAGGAGGAAGGAAAGAGAUCUGAGAGCAACACUAAGCAAACCAUGGGCACAUGGAACUGAAUGGAAGCAAAUGGAUUGGAGGUGCACUGAGUUUUUGAGGGAGUUUGACUCUUACAGGCAAUCAGAAACCCAAGGUAAGUUAAGUCCAUUGCUGCUCAAAAGCUUUAACAGCCCUGAGUCCCCUGAACAUCCUGAAGAGGAACAGGAAGGAAGCUGAGGAAACCGUAUAUCCCCCAAGAGAACAUAUUCCCCAAAGCCCACUUUGGAUGUGCCCGAGGAGGACAAAGGAGGGCCAAACAAGUGACAAGGACAAUGAACGAGAGCUCCGUCCCAGUGCAGUCAGACUUCACCCUGCUCCUUGGUAGGGGACCCUUACAAGGUCUUCUCUGUAGGACUUCAGAAAUGCUACAGACCAUGGACUGCUGUGUGUGUGUCCUCACCCUUUUAUGCAUAUCUAUUUGUAAAUUUAUUGCAAUUAUCCUGAUUCACAACAGAUGGAGAAAGCACUGUGUAUCCUUUAGGGAUCUUGGACUUUGAGCUGGAUGUAGUGACUGGGUGGGAUUUGUCUCCCUUGGAGAGGAUGGCACUGUGUUUUAUGCAAAGAAAUAAGUAAGCGAAGAGAUUUGUUAAUCAGAAUGUGGACCGUGAAAGAGAUAUUUCUACUGUAGAAGUUGUAAAGACUUGUAUUCCUUCCAGGUAGUGAGGCUACUGGGACCCUGGAUCUUCUGUGUACCUAGUUCUUAAGCAGAGCCCACCAUUUUGGAUAUAGAACAUGAGUAAGACAUAAACUUUGUCAGAUCAGGCCAGUGGAUAUUAGGGUUAACUUGUUAUUGCACCAUUACCUAGUCUAUAUUGAUUUACCCUGUUUACCCUAAAGAAACUCAUGUACAUGUACCUAAGGAGAUUUCUCUUUCUCAUUUUCUCUUGUUCUCUAUCUUGUCCUGUCUAUCUGUCUUUUAUCUAUCUAUCUAUCUAUCCAUCUAUCUAUCUAAAUAUUUAAUCUAUUGAUGUUCACCAAUUAACUCUGAUAUUAGAAAAUAGAAAAAGCGUCAUGGUUUCUGAGUAGGGUAGUAAUGGUCCUGGUUGUCAUCUUUAAAUGGAACACUAUAAAGCAGAUAAAAGAAAUAGACCUAAAUACAUCAACAUGAGUAAAUAUCAAAAACAAUGUUGGGUGAAAAAAGUAAGUUUCAGUAGAGUACAUACAUGGUAGUAUUAAUAUAAAUAAAAGAGGAGGGGGAAAAGAGAACGCUCAAGGUGGCUUUAAUAUUUUAGUAGUAUGUAUAGUGUUUUAUUUCUUUGAAAAAAUAUGAAGCAAAUAUUCUGAAAUCUUAAUGUAUGUUUAAUAUAGAUAGUGGAUUCGUAAGUAUUAGUUAUAUUAUUUUCUAUAAAUUUCUAUAAGUAUUAUGCUAACACUUGUUAAACACUUAUCAUAUACUAGACACUAUUCUAUACAUUUAACCUAUAUUCAUUUAGUUCCCAUGUGAUCCUAUAUGGUAGGUUACAGUUAUUAUUUUAUAGAG